This is a messenger RNA of Blepharisma stoltei, 699 nucleotides long. The record is from the annotation of a GenBank genome assembly. NCBI's taxonomy places the organism in Eukaryota, Ciliophora, Heterotrichea, Heterotrichida, Blepharismidae.
AUGAGCUCAGCCUCAAGUAUUCAGAACUCAACAGACCCUAACAGGGUAAUUCUUUAUAUGGACUAUAUAUCCCAGCCAUGUCGCGCUGUUCUCGCAUAUAUGAUGAUAAAUCAAAUCCCAUAUGAAAUUCGAGAAAUCAGAAUUUUUAAAGGCCAGACUCUUACAGACGAAUUUAAAGCGAUUUCUCCAACCCAAAAACUGCCAACAAUAGUCCAUCAAGGCUUUACUCUUGUAGAAAGCCAUGCAAUUCUCACUUAUUUAGCUUCAGUUUUCCCUGUAGACGAACAAUGAUAUCCUAGAGAUCCUAAAAUCCGAGCUCAAAUUGACUGUUAUUUGCACUGGCAUCAUGCUAAUAUAAGGCAUGCAGUCUCAUCAUUUUUAUAUCAUAAAAAAAUCCUGCCUAAGAUAACCGGCCAACAAAUUUCUGAAGAGCUUGAAAAAGAAUUUUUGAGGUCUCAGCACCUUUCGUUUAAAUUUAUUGAAAAUAUAUUAAAACAAGGCCUUUAUGUAGGUAGAACUCAAAGGCCGUCAAUUGCUGACAUUUCAUGCUAUUGUGAAGCAAUUCAGCUUUAUUUGGUAAAUUUCAACUAUGAAAAAUACCCUGAAAUUUGUAGGUGGAUGCGAGAAAUUGGCGAAAUCCCAGCGAUAAAAGAAGCUUCUAAGCCUUUCUUUAAGAUUGUCCAGAGGGUUAAACUUUAA